This is a messenger RNA of Drosophila willistoni, 1219 nucleotides long. Its product is annotated as putative transferase CAF17 homolog, mitochondrial. The coding region runs from base 70 to 1131 and encodes 353 amino acids. The record is from RefSeq and is a predicted model, not a curated record. Gene Ontology annotation, cellular component: mitochondrial matrix. NCBI's taxonomy places the organism in Eukaryota, Metazoa, Arthropoda, Insecta, Diptera, Drosophilidae. Gene Ontology annotation, molecular function: protein binding. The transcript has 2 exons.
CGAGUAAGAGCGAGUUUUAUUUUUGUUUUUUUUUUUCUAAUAUUCUUUUGAUUAUAUCAAAAUCCGAGCAUGAAUAUCAGUAAAAAUUUGAAGUUCCUGCGCUUGAUGCGUGUCUGUGGACGCAAUAUGAGCGAUUUGUCGCAUCCUCCGAACAUAGCACCGGCUCCGCAAGCUGGCAGGCGAUCCUGUACACUAGAGCAACUCAAGAAUCGUGAGCUGAUUCGUGUCCAUGGAUCGGAAGUCGUUCCUUUUCUGCAAGGACUGGUCACAAACGAUGUAACCCGUUUGCAGCAUCCGGAGGGCCCUUCGUCUAUAUAUGGCCUGUUCCUGAACAAAGGUGGUCGCGUGCUGUAUGACACCAUUAUCUAUCGUACCAAUAAUCCAGAAACCUAUCUACUGGAGUGUGAUCGAGAUGCCUCAUCCGAAUUCCGUCGUAAUUUACGAAUGUUUCGUGUACGCAAACAGAUCGACAUCGAUUCCGUGGAUGAUGAGUACUCGCCAUGGGUGAUUUUCACUAAAAAUGGAGGGGAUGGCGAACUGGUACAUGCUACACACAAUCUGCCCGAGCUGUUUGUGGCUUCCGAUCCGCGUCUGCCCAGUUUGGGCACACGUGUUCUGGCGCCGACCGACAUAAGUUGGGCCAAGCUGGUAAAGGGUUUCUGGCAAAACAAUGAAGUUGUCGCCACUCCGGCAACAGCUGACAACAAUUAUCAAUUGUUGCGCUACAAGCAGGGAGUGGGCGAAGGUGUCCAGGAGUUGCCACCCGGCAAGUGCUUCCCUCUGGAGGCUAAUGCUGAUUUCCUAAAUGGGGUUAGCUUCAAUAAAGGAUGCUACAUCGGUCAGGAGCUGACAGCCCGUAUUCACCAUUCCGGGGUAAUACGGAAGCGAUAUAUGCCCAUACGCUUAACAGCACCACUAGGCUCCAAUCAUACGGUGCAAUCCGUUGCCGGAGCAAAUCUGGGACGUGUCUUUGGUCAUGCCCAGAAUCGGGGUGUUGCACUGUUGCGCAUCGAGCAGGUUCUUAAUGGCCAGCAGGAGCUGACUGUAGAUGGCGAUCGUUGCUAUGCCGAGCGUCCAGAGUGGUGGCCCCGCGAUGUGCCUAGCAAGCGACGAGUGGCGUCCAUAGAGUAGAUCAAUUUAUUGUUUUAUAAUUGUUACCGUAGCCACAUAAAUAUUGUUACAUUUUUUAGGUAGUAAAGACCCCCAGACAUACUCUGUA